This is a messenger RNA of Cladocopium goreaui, 5502 nucleotides long. Lineage: Eukaryota; Dinophyceae; Suessiales; Symbiodiniaceae. The record is from the annotation of a GenBank genome assembly.
AUGCGCUUGGUGUUUUGGAAUGGCAUUUGGUCCCUGCUGAUCAGUAUCCCAUUGGCGGCCUUCAGUGAAGGCAACCACCCUGGCUCCCCAGAUUACCAGGUGGUACGCCAGUGGGAGAUUCACCCUCCCAACAUGUGGUUGGGAGGUGACAUCGACAGAAACCGGUGGUACAAAUAUCGGUUUAAAGAAGGUGAGCUCAUUGAAGCCCCGGUGCGUGACGACACAGGGAAGGCACAGGGGUUCAUCUUGCUACGCGUGCACAGUCAUGAAAGCACUUCAGGAGAAGGUCACCUGCUCUCAGCAGAGUUUCUGGCCUGUUCAGACAGCCAUUACAGAUGGUGGAUGACUGAAGGUGAAGGAAAGAAGAGAGCACAGCGUGGCCUCUAUCAUGCCUGUGAGGGCAACGUCCAGGAUUGCAAGUUUACCAAGGGACGUCAUCCCCUUGUGCACCUUGAGAAGUUCCGGACAAUCGGAGCAAAAGAAUGGCAGAACCGUGUGCCGGACUGGGCCUUCAAGGGGCAGGCGCGCAAAGACAUCGAGGCCUUCGAUCUGAAGAUGCAGUCAGACAAGUUGGAGGGCGACGAUGCUGUGCCGCUCCCUUGGGCGCAAGCCGAGGAUGCUGAAGAGGAGGCUGGCGAGUCAUCUGAAGCGUCAGGAUCCUCCGAUCAAGCCAUUGGUGAGAAAAUACCGAAGGUCAGAGAUCAGCUUAAGAAGUUGGAAAAGCAGCAGGCCAAAGCCAAGAAAAAGAAGAAAGGAAAAGGAGAAGCCAAAGAGGCAAAAACCAAGGGAAAGAAGAAGGCAAAAGACAAGGAUAAGGACAAGCAGCGUCGACCUUCACCCUCUUCGGAGGUGUCAAAACACAGAGGCCGUAGCAAAAAGCCAAAGAGGCGCCGAGCAGAUUCAAGUGAGGACAAGAAGAAGAAAGCCCGCAGAGAUAAGGAUGGCUCAAAGAGGAGGAAGAAGGGGUUCCCUUCUGAUUCAAGUGAGGAGGGCCCAGAGGUCGGUUUGUUCGAAAAGACAGGCCAAGAGGAGGACCACCCUGACCCGAUCCCGAAGAGAGGUGAUCGUGGACCAUUUGGGUCAGGACUACCGGUAGAGUUUGGUGAUGAUUCUUCCGACAGUGACCGAAGUUCAGUUUUUCGGUCGGCCCCUCCCCAGCCGGUGAAAUCGGGACAGCAGGCCCUGAUCACCUACAGCCACCGCCGCCCAGGGCGUCUAGCCGCCCGCCUGUUGAUGAAGAUGAAGAACGAGGUGGCGCUGGGCUCGGGAGGGGCGGCAGAGGGGAGUCAAGAAAAGACCCCCGCAAUAGCGGUUCACUACCUGCUGACACUCAUGAUGCCGCAAUUGGGAAGUCGGAUGAACCUCAGGACGCAGAGAGAAUUGAGGACCAUUAUGGUGGCGCUGGACUUGUUGGCCAAGAAGGCCCCAGCAAGAGCGGCCGACAUAUUGGCCCAGCGAGUCAAGGCCUUAGAACGGGCAACGUCAGAGGGGCAUUGGGCCACAGCCCAAUUUCUGGAACUCAUACCAAGCGAGACCUCCAGCCUCCUGGAUCGCGACGAAGAGGUUUACCUUUCGAAGGAGUACCUCCAGACGAUGAAGGUGACGCACUACGAUCGCCACAAAGGAGGAGCCGGUCGGGGAGAUCGCAAGGGCGAGAAAGGAAAAGGCAAAGCAGCAGGAGGAGAACACGCAGGAAAGGGCAAGACCAAGAAGAAGGACAACGAGAAAUUCUUGGCGAAAAGAAGGCCAGUGGUAGACGUGUUUGCCAAGGUUUGGGAGUUGUUGGAUCAUGUCUCAUCACCUUUAGGAGAUUAUGCCAAAUCCUCCAAGGGACCCAGAGUGCCUCCCGACGACUCCGUCCAGAACCCACGAGGUAAUGAUCUCCUACCUCUUUCUCCCUUGGUGAUGGACAGGUUCACUGCUCUUCCAGAGGCCUUAAGAGACGCUAUGAAGCUGUCAUUGCUGGUCCUCAACUUCCUGGCGAUGGGUGGCAGGUACAAUCAGGCACGCGACAUGCCUCCACCUCAGCGGCUGUCAGAAGGGCAAGAGAAGAUGCUUUCUCACAUCAAGGAAAGGGUCAUGGACCUAGCCUCGGAGGAGAAACUUUGCCCCCCGGUGGAUGAUGCAGAUCUCAUCCUCAGCAAGGCUCGUUUUGAUUAUGCUGGAUGGCCAGUCAUGAUCUUGGAGGACCUGGUAGCUGACAAGGUCAUCCCAGUGUGGCCGAAAGUUGGUGAGGCGGCCAUACAACCUGUGAUGCCUUACCUGCCGUCCGACUUGGCAGAGAUGAUUGAAGACCCCAACAACUGCCUGCUACCGCGAUGGGAAUGGCCUGAAAAGCCUACAAAAAGCCGAGUCAGAGCCUCACAAGAAGAAUGGAACAAAAUUGUUCAGGCAGGAUAUGACAGAGGUUUGAUGGCUCCAAUGGAAGAAGAUCAGGUGUUUAGAGAUGGCGCGGGUCACAAGGUCCUUAAUGGAGCUGGCGGAGUGAAGAAACUGAAACUUGUUGGAGGUGAAGAGAGAACCAUGCAGAGGUUCAUUUCAAACUUCAUCCCAAUCAAUCAGUACUUGGCUCACCUCAGCGGGGGUGAUCAGUUCCUCCCGUACUUAGGUCAGCUGACCUUGAUGGGGCUUGAGGAUGAUGAAGCCCUAUUGGUCGAUUCUGAGGACUUCUGUUCUUGCUUCAACCUUUUUACUUUACCCGCCUCAUGGCGUGGGAUGAUGUGCUUUGAUCUGAUGGUGGACGCCAAGUACAUGGGUGGUACGGCUGGACACAUGGUGUAUCCGGCUAUGGCGGUUGUCCCAAUGGGAUGGAUCAACGCUGUAACGGUGAUCCAAUCUGUCGUCAGGUCAUUGGUCUUCCAAGGGGCGCAGAUACCGGAGUCCUCCGAGGUGGCCAAGAUUAAGCAGAUGCCUGACACUGAUGACCUCACAGUCAUUUACCUAGACUCAUAUGAUGAGCUGAGACGACUUGAUGCUCAGUGUGCUGAAGUGCUGGAGGGUAAAGCAUCAGCCCGACAUCUCAGGUUUCAAGAGGUCUGUCAGGAGAAAGGCCUCCCGCUCAAUGAGGCAAAGAGGUUGGUUGGAGCCACAAGAGGCACCUUGCAAGGAGGGCUCCUAGACGGCAAGAAGGGUUGGUACAAGCUGGCCCCGGACAAGCAGGUCGACUUCAUUUCCCUCUGUGUGGGCAUGGUCACCGCGCCGCAGUGGCGUGAGUUCCAACUCAGGCAUGUGAUUGGAAAGGCCACCUUUGGGAUGUGUUUCAGGCGACCCCUUUUGAGCAUCUUUCAGGACGUUUUCACGGACUUGCAGAACCUCACAAAGAGAGACCAGCUGGAGCCAAGCAGGGGUGCCAUUGAUGAGCUCCUCAUGGUAUUGACAAUGGUCCCGUUCAUGGGGUCCUGUCUUCGACUCACCCUUGACAAGGAGAUUACAUGCUCAGAUGCCUCUCCGACAGGAGGUGGGGCAGCAGUCAGUGACAGCUUUAUGCAGGAGCCCCUUACGGUGGAUCAUGAAGGGGGUGAGUGCUGGUGGUGUGAGCGAGUGUUCCGCUCUGAACAACGAUACCCCUGCCCCUCGCAGUGUGGCGCAGUUUUGUGCUCCUUGGAGUGCAUCUGGGAGCACCGCAAGCGCUCAGGCCGCCACAAGCGAAAUGACUUCUUCUCGGAUGCUGGGCGACAGGAGAUGACAGAACUCCUGGAGGACCCCUUCUUGUAUUGUGAGCACUGGGCACCGGAAUGCAAGCUUUUUAGUCGUGCGAGAGGAAAGAAGAUCCGUUUGGCAUCAGGGCGAACCAUUUCUGGUCCCCAACCGGUGCGCGACGCCCGUCAUGUCAUGGGCUUUCCAUGGUUGAAGUCGCACAUGAAGGCCCGUCUCAGGAAGAGCAAUGCGAUGGCCCUCAAGGCGUUGCGCCGAGGAGAAGCUGCAAAGCAGACGGGCAUGCCACGGCAUUGGACAGCCGAGCAUCCCAAGAACAGUUGGAUGUGGCAAUUUACUCUAGCCAAGAAGUUGGAAGAGCUUGGCCUGCAGCACGCCAUUGGGUCUAGCUGCUGUUUUGGUGGCGCCCGGCAGAAGUUCUACUCCUUCUUGGUAUCCUCUGAGGAGAUCAAGCAACGCCUCACAGUGGAGUGCCCGGGCCAUCCUGGCCUCUUGACUUAUGAAGCCGAGCAAAAUCCUGAUGGCUCCUUGUACUUCCCUACUGAGGAAGAGGCAGAGUAUCCCUGGGCACUUUGCUUAGCCUAUGCGAGAGGACUGCGUGCCCAAUUGGACAAGGAGAGGGUCUUUGAACAAGUCAAGUCACAAGCUCGCGAGCACUGGUACCAGGAGGAACUUCAGAAGAGCACAGCACGCUUGGCCGAUUCGUCUAUUGCCAAGCCUGUGGCUACCUACCUGGCCCGGUGGGAACAAGAAAUGCGGCCAAAUCAAGAGGAGCUGCAUCUGAGGAGCUUGCUCCACAAAGCAUCAAUGAGGGGCACAGACAUCCGCUUCCACCUCAUGCUGGGCAGUGAGGAAAUGGCUCACGAGGUCCCUUACCCCGCUAUGUUGUGGCGGUGGAAGACGAUCAUCAGCUUCCCAUGGAAGCAGCCAGCUCACAUUAACGAGCUUGAGCUUAAUGCCGUUGUUGUGACCGGCAAGCACAGGGCUCGCAACAGCAACAAGUUUCACACUAGGCCUCUCGUCGACAUGACGAAGCGUAAGAUCCAUCUCAAAUAUGCUGGAUUGCAGCCGCGCACCCUCAGAGCCUACAGACUUGCUAUUGACAACUUCCUUCAUUUUGCUGGGAAAGAUGCUGUUACCACCCUCAAACCAAAGCAACUGGAUGCCCUUUUGGCAGAAUUCAUCAAUAUGGCCUUCCAAGAAGGAGAUCCAUUGACCUACUCAGGUCAUCUUUUGUCUGCCUUGAAGAGGUUUCACCCUGAACUGAGGAUGAAGUUACCCAUUGCGUCCCAAUACUUACGCAAUUGGACGCGAGCUCAUGUCCCAAAACGAGCAGUUCCAGCAUCAUGGGAACUAGUGGAGGCUAUGGUUGCCCUUGCCUUACAUCGCAACGAUGAACCGCUGGCACUGCCAAAAGGGUCAGACAGUGGCGUCUCAAAGGAGUACAAUUGUUUUAAGGCCCUUCCCCAGCUCUACAUGGUAUCAUUCGAAGCAAAGAUGGCCUUACUUGGUUCUACAGUGGCUGGCGUGCUGCUGAAUAUCACGCAGGUCUUAGCAGUCAAGGAACUGGGAGCUCUGAUGCAAAGUAUCGUGGGGAAUCUGAAUCUGAUCCUGGUGAUUGCGCUCUCACAAGCCUGGCUCCAUGAAGAAGUCGCCUUGUUCCAACACUUUGGCAUCAUUCUCCUGGCCACCGGAACCUUCGUGAACCACGUUGAGCCUAAGAAGAAAGCAGAGAUGGAGAUGGAUCAACGUUUCCGAGAAGCCUUGAGGAUCAUUUCCGCCGCAUCGCCGCGCAGCUGCCUCACUCCCGUGGGCAUCAGCAACGACGCCGUCGCAAGCGAACGUUGA